AUGGUCGAUUUCGUCCAGAGCUUCAGAUUCAUCUCGAUGGAGGAGGUCUUGGUGCCUGCGAUCAUCAAGCUGGGGGGUGGGUUCGACUACGUGUCCAUCAGCCAGGUGCAGGCAGACAUAGACAUCCAGGUGUACUUCGAGAGGGUGCUGCAGAGGCCCGUGUGGACUGAGGACGAUCUCGCCACCUUCUUCGAAGGGCGCGCGGAUGACUUCGACUGCAACAUGCUGCUGCGAGGGGUGCGACUGCGAUCCAAGCAGGACUG
Molecule: messenger RNA, 263 nt
Organism: Prorocentrum cordatum
Lineage: Eukaryota; Dinophyceae; Prorocentrales; Prorocentraceae
Source: the annotation of a GenBank genome assembly